This is a messenger RNA of Didymodactylos carnosus, 410 nucleotides long. The record is from the annotation of a GenBank genome assembly. Lineage: Eukaryota; Metazoa; Rotifera; Eurotatoria; Philodinida; Philodinidae.
CCAGGCUCAUGUAUUAUUUGCAUUGCGUAUGUUAUACAAUUGAAUAUGACGAUAAUGAUAUUGAAUGAUAUACAAAUUUUCGAAAUUAUGCAGAUUUAUCUGCCGCUGAAGAUCGAAUGGUACUUUAUUUAUGUUAUACAUUAAGUCCAGAUGUAUUUGAAGAUAAAGUCUUUUUUCAAUCAGAUGCACUAUGUGGUAAUAGUGGCAAUAGAAUAUAUGAAAUUGGUCAAGUACAACACACACUCGUGGCUGCACAAUCGAUUGUUGGUGCCGGACGAACACGACGUGUUAAAAAAAUAAUGGCCUAUAAACAAUCGUGGAUGAAUACAUAUUAUAUUCAGCCGAUGAGAAGACGAGCUGCAUACUACCAAGCACUUCGACAAAUAUCAACAAGUUGCACAAUAUGUUAG